This is a messenger RNA of Puntigrus tetrazona (Sumatra barb), 706 nucleotides long. RefSeq names its product mitochondrial matrix import factor 23 (gene mix23). NCBI's taxonomy places the organism in Eukaryota, Metazoa, Chordata, Actinopteri, Cypriniformes, Cyprinidae. The transcript is spliced from 5 exons. The coding region runs from base 47 to 481 and encodes 144 amino acids. Gene Ontology annotation, cellular component: mitochondrial intermembrane space; mitochondrion. The record is from RefSeq and is a predicted model, not a curated record.
GGCAAUCUUUGGACACCCUCGACGAGUAGGACCCCUUUAGUUCACUAUGGCGGCGCCCGGUGGAGUUCUGAACUGUGAGGACUUUUCAAUGUUUCAGGAAGUAUUAAAAGUGAUGCGCACCAUAGAUGACAGAAUUGUCCAUGCCCUCAAUACUACUGUGCCCACUGCAUCCUUUUCAGGCAAAGUGGAUGCCACAAAGACCUGCAAAGAACUUUAUGAAUCUCUCAUGGAAGCUCAUCUUUCCAGAGAUAAGGCAAUUAAGUCAUGUAUUACAGAGACCUCUGCUGUCGUCGGGCAGUUACGUGAAGAGAGGGCAAAAGAUGGAGACAACUUGUCAAUAAUCAAGCAACUCAGGAAAGAGCAAACUAAGUUAAAACUCAUGCAGUCUGAGCUAAAUGUUGAAGAAGUGGUCAAUGACCGGAGUCUGAAGGUUUUCAACGAAAGGUGCCGAAUCCACUACACCCCUCCCAAGAUCAAGUGAAUGAUACUUUUACUGUCAUCAUAAACUACACAGUUGUUCUGAGGAAAACACCUGGAGCUGAGCCUGGACAUUGUCACUGACCCCACAAACCCUCCUCCAUCAGUAUGCUCUGUGGCUUAGUGUUUCUUACAGUGAAGAAACACUAUUGUAGCCCGAAUCCUGUAAACCAUUUUGUAUAAAUAUUGUACAAAAGAUUUUAUAAACCAUGAAAUGUUUUCCAAUUAA